Messenger RNA from Sciurus carolinensis (gray squirrel), 3577 nucleotides. It is a transcript of the gene H1-6, whose product is annotated as H1.6 linker histone, cluster member. Gene Ontology annotation, cellular component: nucleus; nucleosome. The transcript has a single exon. Gene Ontology annotation, molecular function: nucleosomal DNA binding; structural constituent of chromatin; double-stranded DNA binding. The record is from RefSeq and is a predicted model, not a curated record. Lineage: Eukaryota; Metazoa; Chordata; Mammalia; Rodentia; Sciuridae. Bases 1545 to 2180 code for a protein of 211 amino acids. Gene Ontology annotation, biological process: negative regulation of DNA recombination; chromosome condensation; nucleosome assembly.
UUAGUUGUCUCUGACUUUUGAUUCCUAUUUUUUGGGAAUGUAGAUUACAUAUCUAUAUCAUACAUGAAUGAUUUUAAAAAAUUUCUAGAUGUUGAUAGACCUUGAUUUUAUUCAUUUAUUUGUAUGUGGUGCUGAGGAUCGAACCCAGUGCCUCACACAUGCUAGGCAAGUGUCUACCACUGAGCUACAACACCAGUCCUGAAUCGUAAUUUUUUUUUUUUUUUUUUUUACAGCCGGUAGAGGACAGGAGAUGUGGGUGUGUGCAUGUGUGUGGACUUGUUUCCAUGUUACAUUUUCAGCUAAGAUAAAAUAUGAAUAUGGUUCCUUAACUGGGUUUGUUAUGCAAUGUAAGAAUUUCCUAAAUUCAUCAAUUCUUUGUUGCUUUUAAAGCAAUGGAAUGAUACCUUCUGUCAACCUGUAACUAUAAGGAUCAGCCUGAUCCACAUCCUGAUCCAUAAGUCACUGACAAUGGCACAAAAGCUCAGGGAUCAUGGAGGGUCAGAGAAACCAAACAGAUGUGAAAGCAUAGAGUGCUCAAAAAAAUGAAGCUGAGAAAGCCUUAUAGAAAAAUAUUUAUAAACCAAGAGUCCUGGUGCCUGCGGAGAGAAGCUCAGAGCUGCUACUGGACCUUCUUUCAGGGACACUUUCCCAACACAUUUGCAACCGCACCUGCCAGUCCAGUCUUAGAGAUUGGGUCUGCAGUUUCCACUGGGCCUUCAGACCAGGGUCCCUGUCUCUUCAUUUAUAGUUAAUUGGGGGCAAGGACUGUGUUUAUCUGGGACCAGAAGGGGGGGUAUUGAAUUAACAAAGGACAAAAAACUCAGUGGAGGACACUAGUCAUGAGGGUGGUCUGAUUUUGUGAGACCCUUGCUUCCUCGCUGUCUUCUAUAAAGUUCCAGGAACUGGGAGAUGGUUUUAAUCACAGAUCACCCUCAUACCUGUGAAUUGUGUUUUAUUUGAUGAUCCUUGACUAAAUAAGGACAUACCCUGCAGUUUUUAGAUAAUUCCACAUUCUCUAACUCUUCAGUGAUGCAGCUAAGACAUCUGUGUUACUUCCUUCACAUAUAUAAAUAAUUUUCAAUAAAAAUCGGGGCAUGAAUAAUUUCUUCUCUUCACCAAUUAGAAGCUACACAUAUGGAGGGCCAUUGGGAAGAGAGGAAAUACAUUUUCUAGUAGAAAUUUCUUUUGAAUUAACAAGGAAAAGAGGAAGUUUGGUUCUUUCUCUUGAAUUUGACGGAGAAUCGAGGGCUUUCUCCAAGACAUUUGCCACAUAGGGUCAUUUGUCACUGAAAAGUUAAAAGAUAUAUGAAAUCCGCGUCUCUAGGAACCAUCCUGCGGUGGAACCUGGGUGAUUUGCUACCCUCCAGUUUUGUGGGAUGCAACUUUUCAUGGUAAAACAAACACAAAUGCUCCUCCUCCGAGGGGCGGGGGCGGUGCCUGAGAGAUGCACCAAUCACAGCGCGCCCUGCCCUAUAUAAGGCCCUGAGGCCCCGCCACAUUUCACACUUGUAGCUGCUUGAUAGGUCCUGUUUCUUGGUUCUGCUAUGUCCGAAACAGCUCCUGCAGCUCCCACUGAUCCUGUUCCAGGCACAAUGGAGAAGCCGCCUGCCAAAAAGCGGGGGAAGAAGGCAGUCGGCCUGACAGGUGCAGGUCACAAGGCCAGGAGUUCCUCAGUGUCCAAGUUGAUCACCGAGGCUCUUUCCGAGUCUCAGGAGCGUGCAGGUGUGUCCUUGGCUGCGCUCAAGAAGGCCCUGGCGGCUGCCGGCUAUGAUGUGGAGAAGAAUAACAGUCGCAUCAAGUUGGCUCUCAAGAGUCUGGUGGGCAAGGGUGUUUUGGUGCAGACUAGGGGUACUGGUGCCUCUGGCUCUUUCAAGCUCAGCAGAAAGGCUGCUCCUGAAACCACCAAGGGCAAGGUCAGAAAACCUGCUUCUGCCAAGGCUAAGAAGCUGGUCCUAUCGAGGGACUCAAGGUCCCCUAAGGGUGCCAAAGCCAAUAAGGGAAGCAAGAAGCCCAGGACUACACCUAAGAAAGCUCCAGGGAGUGGGAAGAAGGCCAAAGGGGCCAAGGGCAUUCAGCCGCGGAAGAGCCCUGCCAAGGCCAGAGCAGGGAAGCCCAAGGCUGGGAAGCCCAAGUUGGCCCUGCAGAAGGCCAACCCUAGGAAGGCGGCUUCAAAGAAGUGAAGAGCUUAAAUAAGCUGAUUUUCUAAGAACCCAACGGCUCUUUUAAGAGCCACCCAAAUUUUUAAAAUGGCUUGACACUGGAAAAUGUAAAAGUAGUUAAUGCUUAUGCUGUACUAACCAAGGGAGUUGCAGUAGUGAGAUGAAGCCAAGUUGGUCUGCAUCACAUGACAUCUGCAGAAGUACAGAUGUUCUUAAGUCUUGGGUAUUGACCAUCUCAAAAUUUGGGCUAUAGUAGGGUUUGUGGUAGAAAAGGGCUGGUUAUGUGUGUGCUAUUCUAGAAUUAUUGGACUGGAGAACUGAGUGAUAUGUCAGCACAGAAACAUGCUUAAUUUCUAUGUAUUUUUUCACUAUUCAAUGCUGUCUUGUUUAUUAUUUUAUAUGGUAUCAUUCCAGUUAGGGUUUCCCUGGUGUCCAUAGACUGAAUAGAUAUGAAUCAUGGUGCCCCAGGAUUGGGGGGUAGGGAAAAAUUUAACCUUUUUUUCCAUUAACCUCUAAAGUCUAGGAUUUCCUGUGUGAGAUGGUUAAACACAAAAUACUUUCAGAGUACAGUUGUUGCAAGGAUGUAAAAAUAGUGUUUAUGCUGAGAUUGCUAUAUCAACAAACCACUUGUUUCAUAACGUAUUUUAAAACUUUGUCUACUAGGAAUGUGAUCUUAAUAUUUUAAUACAUCUUAUUUAUGAGGCUGCAGAACAGUUCACAGAGAUAACUUGAGGUAACCAUAAAUGUUACCUCAAAUCUUUAUGUGACUGUAGUUGUUAGGGCCAGAAUUCAACUUUCCUGUCACAAAAAAUUGUAUUAGUACAACAGGGUGCAAACUGAAGUACCUUUUUAAAUUUUUUCAUUUUUCCUUUAUUUGUGAUUUACCAUUUUUACAUAACUGUCAUAUACUUAUACUAAUGUUCAUUUAUUUGGGACCUUGGUUUCAGGUGUUACUAAACAAAGCCUGGUACAAAACUAUGCAUUGUGUGACUUGACAUUCCAGCAUAUUCUCCAUGGCUCACUAGGUCCUCUCUUGACAUUUGUAUGAUUAGGCCUUUUGGAAAAAAUGUGCCCUAAAUGGAACAUGACCUAACAGAUUUCCAUUUGUUGCUAACCAAUUCCAGUCACUGCCAGGCUUGAAGAUGAUGGACACUGUGUUCCUAAGAGGUUGGAAUUAUGAGAAUGGUCCAAGAAUGUGCCUCACUUGCCUGACAGGGCAGUGAGCCCAGACGGGAUGAAGAAUGGUGCCUCAACCAGCAGCCCCAGGUUUCAACACUGGGUUCCCAACGCGUUACUGUUUCCGUUUUCCAACGUUUUGCAUAGGUCGUUAAAAGCAAAGUUAACAACCACUAAGCGUUCUUCUAGCCCUGGUGUACAUUAGAGGACCUCACUUUAGCCAGGACAGUACGUCUCGGGAU